This is a messenger RNA of Penicillium verrucosum, 1590 nucleotides long. RefSeq names its product heat shock factor family protein. Gene Ontology annotation, biological process: regulation of DNA-templated transcription. Lineage: Eukaryota; Fungi; Ascomycota; Eurotiomycetes; Eurotiales; Aspergillaceae. The coding region runs from base 1 to 1590 and encodes 529 amino acids. The record is from RefSeq and is a predicted model, not a curated record. Gene Ontology annotation, molecular function: sequence-specific DNA binding; DNA-binding transcription factor activity. The transcript has 7 exons.
AUGAGUCGUCUUGCCGACCCUCCUUCUACUAGGAUUUCAUUUGCCGGGGUACCAGACGCCCCCGGCAGGACACGAAACAUUCCUGUGCUUUCGUCGUCUGGUCAGCAUUCGAUGGAUAUCACCCCUCCGCCUACGGGCGCGCAUGGCACUGACGACCGAAUGACCGGGAUCACCAAUGGCACUGAAGCUGGAAACAAUUCUUUGAAUGCUCCCAAUCCGGCUAUUAGCGCUACGGCGGUAGCUCAGCAGCCAAAAGUCGUCCAAACUGCUUUCAUUCACAAGCUCUACAAUAUGCUAGAAGACCCCGGCAUUCAACAUCUCAUCUCUUGGUCCGGUACAAACGAUAGCUUCGUCAUGUCGCCAACGUCGGAAUUCUCCAAAGUCCUAGCAUCGUACUUCAAGCAUACCAAUAUCUCCUCGUUCGUUCGACAGCUGAAUAUGUAUGGGUUUCACAAAGUGAGCGACGUCUUUCACACCGGAUCGCCAGAUUCUGCGCUCUGGGAAUUUAAACAUGGCAAUGGGAACUUCAAAAGAGGCGAUCUAGCUGGUCUACGAGAGAUCAAGCGCCGUGCUUCGAGACACGCUUUGAUCCACCGCGAUUCAUUCCCUAGCCACAAGCCUCCUGCUUCGCAGCCUGGAACACCCGCUGAACCCGUAACUGAUACGACCGAACUUAGGUUCCAAACCAUGGAGCACAACAUAUACGAGCUGCUUGCUCGUGUGGCUCGGGCGGAGGAAGGCAAUAUCGCACUCAAUUCAAGAUGUCAUGCUAUGACCGACAGCCUGACAAAGUGCUACCAAUGGACGCAUUCUAUUUCACGGUUUCUUCAAGCUGUUGUGCCCGAUAGGGAAAGCCCUCUACAUCGCGAUGUCUCGAGCAUGCAAAAAGAAGUUGAGAAACAUAUGGAAUUCAUGCGCGCUAUCGAACCCGCUCACGAGACUCUCAUGCCUCCCCGGCAACAUCAUUACUUCGCCAACAUGACUGAAGCCGGUCCACCUUUGUCCCCGCGCCAGAUGCCCCAGGACGAUGCCCGUCGACCCUCCAUGAUGGACCAUACACCUAGACCCACCAACAUGAUCCGGCCGCCCGUCCCUCCCCAUCUCUCAGUAUCCUCUCGCCGCUACGGCUCGAUUGGCGGCGCCAAUCCUGCCUCAGCAUACGCUCGCCCACAACCUCCCGUCGCCCCGCCCCCACAACAACCGAUGCCUCAUCCUCUCUCCGUAUCAACAUCCCCAGGGCCUAACUUGGCCCGCCGUCACACGUCUGCGGACAUCCGACAGCACGGCUGUGACCAGCAAGUCCGCGAUGUCCUCGCCCAAUACGAAAUGGGUGCUCCCCGUCGCCUUCAAGAACAAUCCCGCCACCCCACCCCACCCACUGCCGAACCUUCCCCAUCCUUGCUCGGUGUCGACAACGGCUGGACAAUUGGCGGGUCAAGAUUCCCCCACGGCUCUUCGUUGCCCGCAACCCGUCGGUCGAGCAUGGCAAGCAAUGUGCAUUCAUUGCUCAAUCCGGCCGAUACUGCUGAAAGACCUGAUGAGGACCAGCAGGCAGUGGCAGAGGACCGGAAGCGGAAGCGGUUGGAAUAA